Messenger RNA from Manduca sexta (tobacco hornworm), 3131 nucleotides. It is a transcript of the gene 26-29-p, whose product is annotated as digestive cysteine proteinase 1. Gene Ontology annotation, biological process: immune response. Gene Ontology annotation, cellular component: lysosome. Bases 244 to 1908 code for a protein of 554 amino acids. The record is from RefSeq and is a predicted model, not a curated record. Lineage: Eukaryota; Metazoa; Arthropoda; Insecta; Lepidoptera; Sphingidae. The transcript is spliced from 15 exons. Gene Ontology annotation, molecular function: cysteine-type endopeptidase activity.
AUAUUAUAGUUAACAUUUUUACGCAUAAAAAAGAGAUAGACUUAUGUAAUAUUUGAAGGCUAGACACGAACAAAUCAAGGAUGGAUUAUGAAAUGUGAGUAAUCGGCGAUCGACAAGAUUGAUGUGGGUUGAAAAUAAUUAAAAUUUAAAUCAUAUUCUUUUGAAAUACAGUUUAUUAAUUUAAAAAGCGUGGGAAAUAAGGAAAAGUAUCGAUUGGACUGCGGCCGUGGUCAGUUGUUAGUCAUGUUGACGCCGGUUGUGCUGUGUUUUUUCUUCGCUUCUACAUUGGGAUAUGUCGAUAAAGAUUCUCCUCCAGAAUGGAGUCCUGUGUACACAGUGAAGGGAUCUCUGACCAUUCCUUAUGCGGAAUUGAUGGAACCUUUCUAUGCUUGGUAUGAUAAAAAUCAUGGUAAAUCUCGUAUUGACUACUACGGAGGCAUGGUCAAGACUUACCAGCUGACCGGCGCAGUGUACCCGCCGUACGGCACUUCUAUCAAGAUAGCACCAAUAACAACAGAGAAGGUGUUGAACAAAGAGACAUGCCUGCAAGUGAACUCGACGCAGGAGCAGGGGCAGGAGGUGCAGUCAGUGCUCCCGGACAUGACCGACUUCAAAUAUAUUGGCUCGGAGACGAUGCAAGGCUCGGACACGUCCAAAUGGCAGAUGGUGCAAACGAUUGGCGACAAAGUGAACAAGUACACCAUGUGGGUGAAAUACAAGAAGAGUUUGAGGGGGGACCCUGUGCCCAUACCGGUCAGAUACGAAAUGAAAGGUUUCAACUCGCUGCUCGGCUCCCACUACGACCACUACUACCUCGACUACGAGUCGUUCGACGUGGACGAGAUAGACCCCAGCGUGUUCAACUUCGAUGAUGGUACUAUGAAGUGCACCUCGUUCCCCGGUCCCGGAGUGAAUCACCUGGCCACGUUCAACCCUAUGAAGGAGUUCGUGCAUCCGGUUUACUUGGGGCAUGUCCACCAUGAGUUCGGGAGAUUCAAAACUAAACACAACAAGCAUUACGCCAGUGAUGUGGAACACGAGAAGAGAUUGAACAUUUUCAGACAAAAUCUAAGAUUCAUCCAUUCGAACAACAGAGCGCGCCGUAGUUUCACAAUGUCCGUCAACCACCUGAGCGACAGGACUGAUGAUGAACUGUCCGCUUUGAGAGGCAGGAGGUACUCCGGACCCAGUCCCCUGGGACUCCCGUUCCCGUACAGCGAGCGUGUCGUCGAGGAGUUGAGCGUGAAGCUUCCCCCGGAGUUCGACUGGAGGCUGUUUGGAGCUGUCACUCCUGUUAAAGACCAGUCGGUGUGCGGGUCGUGUUGGUCGUUCGGCACGGUGGGCGCGGUGGAGGGCGCGCUGUUCCUGCACAACGGCGGCCACCUCGUGCGGCUCAGCCAGCAGGCGCUCGUCGACUGCUCCUGGGGAUUCGGCAACAACGGCUGCGAUGGUGGCGAGGACUUCAGGGCGUACCAGUGGAUCAUGAGACACGGCCUGCCCACCGAAGAGGACUACGGCGGGUAUUUGGGUCAGGACGGUUACUGUCACAUCGACAACGUCACGGCUGUUACCUCCAUGUCCGGCUGGGUCAAUGUUACCACCAACGAUGAGAAUGCACUGAAGUUGGCGAUAUUCAAACACGGCCCAAUAUCAGUGGCCAUCGACGCCUCGCACAAGAGCUUCAGUUUCUACUCGAACGGUGUUUACUAUGAGGAGAAAUGUAAAAAUAAAAUCUACGAGCUGGACCACGCCGUCUUAGCCGUCGGCUACGGUAUCCUAAACGGGCAGAAGUAUUGGCUCAUCAAGAACUCAUGGUCCAACUUAUGGGGCAACGAUGGUUACGUGCUGAUGUCGAUGAAAAACAACAACUGCGGCGUUGAGACGGCGCCCACAUACGUACUAAUAUAGACGGGUCAUUAUUGACCCGGGUAAGGUGUAUCCGGGUCAGAUUUGGGACAGGUUUUAUUGUGAAGAAUUUUAGUAAUGCUGUGAAAAUAUUAUGGUUAUAUUUUAUUAACAAUGUACUGUCCUAUUAUGUUUCUGGAAUUGUAAUAUAUUGUUUGUUGUUAUUAUCUGACCCGGAUAUAUUAGAACUUUACCCGGGUUUAUCAAUAUACCUGGAUAUAUUUAUCGAAAAAAAUCGUAUAUAUGUCGCAUAAGUAGACCCAAUAUCGAAAGGCGGUAAUUUCAAGCGAAUUUAGAAUAAUAUUUUCCAUAUUUCUGCAGUUUUAAAAAACUUUUGCCCAGCUUUUUGUUAUUGUCGUAAAUUUAUUUCCAUUUUUUUAAAAGCGAAUAUGUAUGUUUUUUUCUCUUUUUUUAUAUUUGUUUAUGAUAGUAUUAAGUCACUGAUAAUAUUUAUUAAUGUUAUAAACAAAAUAUCUAUUUAUCAUAUAUCAUUGGUUUUAAGCAAAUAUGUUUUUAUUAGAGGCUGUGUCGUUCCUUAGCUCUCUAUGCGUCUCUCUAAUGUCCUAUAUGGUGCAAGCGAUGCCUUGCUAUUAUUUUAUAUAAGAUUUAAUAUCGCACUUUUCAAUACUAAUAUCAAUUUUGCUUGUGGUAGGAUAUAUUUUAUAUCCGCCCGGAUAGCGACCACCGCACACAAGGUGUUAUAACCCGCCAUACUGGCCCACGUGUGUCGCGUUCCGGGAUCAGUCUGUGUAUAUCCGGUUCCAACAGGCCGGCAUAAUUGUGUUGAAAAGGGGUAAUCAUCUCUCGUCAGUCGACAUUCUAUUUGUCCAUAUUCCACUUACCAUCAAGUGCUGUAGGUUCACUUUGUCAUGCCCUUAUCAAAAAUAAAAAUCAAUUGUUUAAAGAAGUGGAUAAAAAUUUAUUUCCAUGUUUGUUUUCUUUUAGUAAAAUUAAGGUAAAUAAAUAUAGUUGUUAGAAGCGUUCUAAGUUUUCGUAGUGUAAACUAUUUUAACUAGAAAAGAUAUCAAGCCAUAACUGUGGAUAGAUCUCGGAAAUGGACCAAUCAAAUUAGCCAUUAGUGCGCGUGUCAUACAUUCUUCACUCUGAUUGGUCUAUUUUUGCGAUAGUACUCAAAAUUGUGUAAUUUUAGCCGUUUAACAGCAUCGCAUCGUUUCGACCAUAUGUAGUUAUAAGGCAAACAUUGUGGUAAUAAAAUAAUGAGAAAA